This is a messenger RNA of Thlaspi arvense, 838 nucleotides long. Lineage: Eukaryota; Viridiplantae; Streptophyta; Magnoliopsida; Brassicales; Brassicaceae. The record is from the annotation of a GenBank genome assembly.
GAUGGAAUCAAACGAUCUACCCCUUCGCAUCUUUGCUGAUCAGCAGGAGCCGGUGGGGGAGAGAGUGAACUCAUACUUCAAGCUUGAAACCUUAGGUGUCAUUCUCAAAGCACUUACACCGGACGAAUUAAACGUGAUCCGCCCUCGGCGCUCUAAGAACCUCUCUACCGAGCUGAAGGUAAAAUACGCAUGCCUUCUCCUUGUUGAUGGAUUGUUAUGCCGCAAAUCGGCAGGCAUGAAGAUCCCGAAAGAACAUGUGGAGAUGAUCCGAGACCUUGAUUACUUCCUGGACUUCCCAUGGGGGCGUCAUUGCUUUGACAUGACAGUUCAGUGCAUAAAAUCCCGGACAAUCCAUCAGCUAGCACAGCCCACCGUAGCUGUUCAAGGUUUCAUACACGCGGUCCAGCUAGUGUUGCUUGAUGCGGUUCCCGCAGCACUGGAAACUCUGGUAGAAGAAGGUGAUUCUGACUUCGAAGACGACGAGUGUUUGGUAGCUAGCACCCUAAAACUCGAUAAACUAUGGGCUCUCGACUCGUCUGGACAGGUAUCGGUCAUUCCAAUAAUCCCAGGUGAGGUCGAUGGUAACUCGGAAGUCGACCUGUCAUGGCCCGACGAAGCUGAAGAUCCGAAGGUGGAUUACAUGGAGAUGCUGAUCGCAGAGGGUGCAGAGUUUUGCAGGGAGUCCUUCCUUGGAGGCCUGUUAGCCGAAGCGCCACCCCCGAAGUCAAAAACGCAAAUCCGAAAACGCAAAGCGAAACCUGCCGUGAAGGAAAGGUCUGUUGCCAGUUCUUCUCGGGCCAAAAAAACAAAAGGAAUGUGGGAAAUCACCUAUUGCCGC